GUACAGCCACCCCCAUGCAUGUCACUCAAACCCCAGCCGGAAGCUUUCCCGCUUUUCAACACACUACCAUGGCCACCAACAGAUUUUGGCGUACUCUUUCUGCCUUCAACCUCUCCACUCGAAUGUGGGCACCCAUAUCUUCGAGAAAGGUACAGAGCCAAUUGACGCAGAGGCUUUCCCUCGUAUCAUGGAACAUUGACGCCUUCUCGUCACGGGCCGUCUCACGCGCCAAACUCAUCCUUGGCCAUAUUAUUGAGGGAGCAAAAUCUCCUGACAUCAUCUUUCUCCAAGAAGUCACACUCUAUGUCCGCGCCUCUCUCCUGAAUGAUGCAAGAGUACGCUCUACCUUCCUGAUAACUGACGCCGAGGACCAAACAUCGUUCGAGAAUGUUCCAUUUACGACCAUGACGUUGCUUUCCAGAGCGCGCUUUGCCUUCGGCCUGGAUUCGCCAAAGGAAGACAAUGAGAUCGAGGAAGGGGGGAAGUUCAUGCUCGGGCACGUCUCCCGCAUUCCACUCCCGAGCAAGUACAGGAGAGACGCGCUUUAUGUGGAUAUUAUCCCGCCAACCGCGCCAGGGACGGUCUUCCGUUUCGUCAAUGUGCACCUCGACUCGCUAUGGGAUACACUGAAUUACCGCACCCAGCAGAUGGAGAUACUAGCUAACGUCCUGCGCGAGCCCGGCUGCAGUGGUGGGAUCAUUGCGGGCGACUUCAACGCCAUCAGACCCGAGGACGAUGGGCUCGUCGACAAGAAUAAACUGGUAGAUGCAUGGGUCGCAUUGCAUGGGAGGGCAGACCCCGAUGGAGUUACGUGGGGUAUUAACGCGGAACGGCAGGGGGUACGCAGGCUAGACAAGGUUGUAAUGGUGGGCUUGGAGGCUAAGGAAAUGGAA
Acaulospora colombiana is the source of this 893-nucleotide messenger RNA. Lineage: Eukaryota; Fungi; Glomeromycota; Glomeromycetes; Diversisporales; Acaulosporaceae. The record is from the annotation of a GenBank genome assembly.